AUGUCGUCGCGAAUCAACCAACCCUCCAACCAGAUCAAGUUGACCAAUGUGUCGAUGGUACGGCUCAAGAAGGGCAAGAAGCGCUUCGAGAUCGCGUGCUACAAGAACAAGGUGAUGGAGUGGCGGUCGGGCAUCGAGACGGACCUGGACAACGUGCUCCAGAUCCCAAACGUGUUCCUCAACGUGUCAAAGGGCCAGACGGCGCCCAAGGAGGACCUCGAGAAGGCGUUCGGCAAGGGCAAGAGCACGGACGACAUCGUGCUCGAGAUCCUGAAGAAGGGCGAGAUGCAGGUCGGCGGCAAGGAGCGCGCGGAGCAGCUCGAGAGGGUGCACAACGAGGUAAUCGGCAUCGUCGCCAGCAGACUCGUCGACCCCAGGACCAAGAGGGUGUACACCACGGGCAUGAUCGAGAAGGCGCUGGACAUGCUGUCGUCGGCGGCGCAUAGCGCGGAGGACGGAGGAGGAGGAGGAGGAGGCGCCGGGAAGAAGGGCGGCAGCAACGUGCCGAGCGGGAGCGGGACACCCGCGGGCGGCGAGGAGGGCGAGGCGAAGCCCAGGGACAACAAGAACGCGCCCCACUGGACGGGCGUGGUGACGACCAAGUCGGCGAAGAGUCAGGCGCUGGAGGCGAUGAAGGCCCUGAUCGCGGCGCAGCCCAUCCCCGUGCAGAGGGCGAGGAUGAGGCUGAGGGUGACGUGCGCGACGAGCGUGCUGAAGCAGGCCGCGAAGGCGGCGCCCAAGGCGUCGUCGUCGGGCGAAGGGGCCGGGGAGGACGGCGGGCCGCAGAAGGCGGGCACGGUGAAGGAUCGGAUUCUGGGGUUCGUCGAGCAGGUCGAGAGCCAGGACGUGCUGGGCAGCGAGUGGGAGGUCGUCGGGUUCGUCGAGCCGGGCGCGUUCAAGGGGCUGAGUGACUUCAUUUCGGGGGAGACGAGAGGGAUGGGACGGGUCGAGGUAUUGGAUAUGGCUGUUAUUCACGAGGAUUGA
Molecule: messenger RNA, 984 nt
Organism: Colletotrichum karsti
Lineage: Eukaryota; Fungi; Ascomycota; Sordariomycetes; Glomerellales; Glomerellaceae
Exons: 1
Coding region: 1-984 (327 amino acids)
Biological process (GO): cytosolic ribosome assembly; ribosome biogenesis
Source: RefSeq, a predicted model, not a curated record